Messenger RNA from Scleropages formosus (Asian bonytongue), 1357 nucleotides. Its product is annotated as testis-expressed protein 26-like. The transcript has 3 exons. Lineage: Eukaryota; Metazoa; Chordata; Actinopteri; Osteoglossiformes; Osteoglossidae. The record is from RefSeq and is a predicted model, not a curated record. Gene Ontology annotation, cellular component: cytoplasm. The coding region runs from base 582 to 1052 and encodes 156 amino acids.
UUUAAUGUGUUCAAUGCUGUGUCUCAGGUAAAGACCAUUUAAGGAGUAUGAGAAUUACGUGUCCAGUAUACGCAUACUUUAUGGUGAAAACUAAUUGUAUCUCAUGUGUAAAUAUAAUUUAUGUUAGGAGUGUUUUUAUAAAGGCUGAUUAUGUCCACAGCACUUUGCUGGAGAUGUGCUGUCUGUAAAUUAGACGGUCGAGGUUCCGUAUUAUUACAUGCCCCCAAAUAUAUAGAAACUCACCAGUGAAAUCGAGAUCCCCAUAUGAUCUCAGCACUAGAAUGCUGCACAUUUGGUAUUUCGUUGAAUUUCAUGAUUUGAUGGCUUCUCAAGGGAUUUCAGUCAAAUUCAGAAGAUGCCAGGUCCCCAUGGAAAAGGCCACCAUCUGGACAAGAGUUUACACAUAUCUUGUCUACCGAAUAUCUCUCCACUUAUAGAGCAGACUAUGUGGGUACACACAAAGGUAAAUAAUAUAAUGACAUAUUUUGUCAUGUAAACUCUAAAAUGACGGUGAAACUAACGUCAUUACGUCAUUUUUGGAGGCAUAGUUCUUGGCGGUUUUUCCCAUUUCAGGGUUUCAGAUGAAAUAUGAAACCGCAACUGCUCCUAGGAAAAAGAAAGCUGUUCCUCAGUGUUUUGUGACGGAAAUGAGACACAGUUAUCAGCAACCACAAAAGCUAGCAAAGCUAAAGAACAACACCUCCCGCUAUGGAUGUAACACCCUGCAUGGCGUGUACGCCAAAGGCAUAGUCCCAAAUGUGGUUUUUGGUCAAAUUCGCUAUCAAGAGACCAAGAAACCACUCACCACCUAUUCCAGGCACAUUGGAGUCAAAAUAGUGGACAACCGUGGUAUGCUCAUGUCCCUGCAACCCAGCGAGCACCAGCAGCUUUCUGGACAUGUUACAGGCACUGAUAAGCAGGUCCUGGAAGCUGCUGUGCAAAGUCCUGCUCCAUCCAGUCCUGCACAAAGUACAGAGUAUGUGGCUACUAUCCACCCUCAGGUCACCGAACACGUACCAGGAUGGAUAUCAGAAUGGCCGGGGCCUCUGUAAAUGGGCUGGUUUCAGUCAACCAAAGUCCAAGCUGGACUUUGUCAUGUGGGGUAGCAUGUAACAUAGUAGUUAGAGCAGUUGCCUUCCGUUCAAAAGAUCCAACUUUGAAUCUUUUCACCUUCUGUUGUCCCCUCUGGUAAGGUAAUUACCCUGAAUUGCUCCACUAAACUUAUACCAGUCUGUAAAUGUGUAAAUAAUUUCAAGUAGCUUAGUUCAUAAAUCUCUCAUAGGUCACUUAGGAAAAAGGCAUAAUCUAAAUUAAUACACACACACACACACAUUUUCAGAACCGCUUGUCCCAUACG